AUAUAUGACUAUAUUUUGACUUUUGAGCAAGAAAGAGAAUUGGUUUGGAAGGCCAGUUGGAGCCCGGGAAAGGUGCUCUUUUGCCUUUUACGUUACCUCGGCUCGAUCGACGUCGUUGGAUUCCUCUUCGUUGAAUAUGGACAUCCAGUAUCGAAUUUGUCUUGUAGCAUAGUCAUGUAUUGGCUUGUAUCUUCAGCUACAACGGUCAUUGGUUUUCUAUGCGCCGGCCUCAUCCUUGCAUUGCGUACUUGGGUAAUAUGGGACCGCGGCCGAAUAUGCGGGGCCAUUGUCGGAAUCGCGUGGUGUUCGGUGACGGUUGUCGUCCUGACUUUCAUGGUGUAUAGCAUGAUUGGGCUGCUGCCAGAUGGAAACGCCGCGUUCCCAUCUCUACCUGGUUGUGGGGCCACGAACACGCCAUCCACCGCCUCUGCCGCCCUAAAGGCAUAUAUUUGCUUGGCUGUAUACGAAGGCUGUGAGUAUCCCAUUCCUAGGCGUUUUGAUAAUUGA
Molecule: messenger RNA, 507 nt
Organism: Dacryopinax primogenitus
Lineage: Eukaryota; Fungi; Basidiomycota; Dacrymycetes; Dacrymycetales; Dacrymycetaceae
Exons: 3
Source: RefSeq, a predicted model, not a curated record